Microcebus murinus (gray mouse lemur) is the source of this 7397-nucleotide messenger RNA. It is a transcript of the gene FER1L6, whose product is annotated as fer-1 like family member 6. Gene Ontology annotation, biological process: plasma membrane organization. Lineage: Eukaryota; Metazoa; Chordata; Mammalia; Primates; Cheirogaleidae. Gene Ontology annotation, cellular component: membrane. The record is from RefSeq and is a predicted model, not a curated record.
UUUUGCUGGUUCCCAGCCCAGAAGAGCCACUGCAAAGAGGAAGAAUGGAGAAGCCAUCCAAAGCCAAAUAUCGGAGUCGCGGUAGCUUUCACCCUGAGGAGACCAGAAAGGGGAUGUUUGGGCUGAAGCUGAAGAAGAAGAAAAAUAAAGCAGAGAAGGGGUUAACCCUAGCCAACAAGGGUGCACAAGAUGUUCAAGGUGAAGCAGAAGCACCACAGGAGGGACCUUCUCACCAGGAAGGACCAAGAGCAGAUCUGGUUUAUGAUAAUGGUUCUGUUGCUCCUGUCCCCUCAGCUCUUCCAAAGAGAAGAUCAAAGCUAUCAGCUAAGAUCCAUGAUGGGGAGGUCAAAUCCCAAAGCUACCAAAUCGCCAUAACCAUCACUGAGGCCCGCCAGCUGGUGGGGGAGAACAUCGACCCAGUCGUGACCAUUGAGGUCGGGGAUGAGAAGAAGCAAAGCACUGUGAAGGAAGGAACCAACAGCCCAUUUUACAAUGAAUACUUUGUCUUCGACUUCAUUGGGCCCCAAGCACAUCUUUUUGACAAGAUCAUCAAAAUCUCAGUGUUUCACCACAAGCUGAUAGGAAGCGUUCUGAUUGGCUCCUUCAAAGUAGAUCUGGGCACCGUGUACAACCAACCUGGUCAUCAGUUCUGCGACAAGUGGGCCGUGCUCACAGACCCUGGCGACAUCAGGACCGGCACCAAGGGCUACCUGAAGUGUGAUAUCAGUGUGACCGGGAAAGGCGACGUCUUAAAGCCCAACCCCAAAACCUCCGAUGCUGAGGAACAAAUAGAAAAGAACCUUCUGAUUCCCCAAGGGUUUCCAUCAGAGAGACCCUGGGCCCGAUUCUACGUGAGACUCUACAAGGCGGAAGGGUUGCCCAAAAUGAACUCGAGCAUCAUGGCGAACGUCACCAAAGCGUUUGUGGGUGACAGCAAGGACCUGGUGGAUCCCUUCGUGGAGGUCUCCUUUGCUGGGCAGAUGGGGCGGACCACAGUGCAAAAGAACUGUGCUGACCCUGUGUGGCACGAGCAGGUGGUCUUCAAGGAAAUGUUCCCUCCGUUGUGCCGGAGGGUGAAAAUCCAGGUGUGGGACGAAGGCAGCAUGAACGACAUAGUGCUGGCGACCCAUUUCAUUGACCUGAAGAAAAUCUCCAAUGAACAGGAUGGAGAUAAAGGCUUCCUGCCUACCUUCGGACCUGCCUGGAUUAAUCUGUAUGGCUCACCCAGGAACCACAGUCUGAUGGAUGACUACCAGGAACUGAACGAAGGCUUUGGGGAAGGUGUGUCAUUCAGGGGCAGAAUCUUGGUAGAAAUUGCUGUGGAAAUCCUCUCGGGAGGGGCGCAAGAGUCUAAAUUUUCCAAGGCCCUGAAGGAGCUCAAGUUGCCUUCCAAGGACAAAGACUCCAAAUCCUCCAAAGGCUCAAAUAAAGACAAGGCUGACAAAACUGACGAUGGAAAAUCCCAGCAGGCUUCAGACAAAACUAACUCAACCGAGGUUGAGGUGGAACCUUUCGACGUGCCCCCGGAGAUUGCACCAGAAAAACAGGAGGAAUUUUUACUCUUUGGAGCAUUUUUUGAAGCUACCAUGAUUGAUCGGAAGAUUGGAGAUAAACCCAUCAGCUUUGAGGUUUCUAUUGGUAAUUUUGGAAACCUGAUUGAUGGAGGGUCCCAUCAUGGGAGUAGGAAGAAGUCAGCUGAAUUAGUUGAGGAAGACCUUCCACUGCUGCAUGAAGGACGAGAGGAGGCAGCCCAUGAUGUUGCCCUCCCUAUGGCCUCCACCACUCACCCAGAGAAGCCGCUGGUGACGGAAGGGAACAGGAAUUACAACUAUUUGCCAUUCGACGCUAAGAAGCCUUGUGUCUAUUUCGCCAGUUCUUGGGGAGACCAGACAUUCAGGCUGCACUGGUCUAACAUGCUGGAGAAAAUGGCGGACCUCCUGGAAGAAAGUAUAGAAGAAGUGAAAGAAUUAAUCAAGAUUUCAGAGGAGGCACCGGAAGAGAAGAUGAAAACAGUGCUCAGUGACUUCAUCAGUCAAAGCAGUGCCUUUAUCUCUGAAGCAGAAAAGAAGCCCAAGAUGUUGAACCAAACCACUUUAGAUAAGAAACGACUUACACUCUGUUGGCAGGAAUUGGAGGCAAUGUCCAAGGAGGCCAAGGGGAUCCUCCAGCAGCAGAAGAAAAAGUUAUCUCUUGAUGAAAUGAUCCACGAAGCCCAAAACUUCGUAGAAAAAAUCCGCUUUCUUGUUGAUGAGCCCCAGCACACCAUUCCUGAUGUCUUCAUCUGGAUGCUCAGCAACAACAAGAGAGUGGCAUAUGCCCGCAUCCCCUCCAAAGACCUGCUCUACUCCCCCGUCGCGGAGCAGAUGGGCAAACACUGCGGCAAGAUGAAAACUCACUUCCUUAAACUUCCUGGAAAACGGUCCUCUGGUUGGUCGGUGCAGGCAAAAGUCGACGUGUACCUGUGGCUGGGCUCCACCAGACACUCCAGUGCCGCUUUGGACAACUUGCCAGCAGGCUAUGAAGCAGAAAUGCCCUCCAAAGUGGCUGGCGCUAAUCACCCCCCAGCCAACCUGCUCUACCAAGCCCGGCACAUCUUUCAGCUGAGAGCUCACAUGUACCAAGCCCGGGGCCUCAUCGCAGCUGACAGCAAUGGACUUUCAGACCCCUUUGCCAAAGUCACGUUCCUUUCCCACUGCCAGACCACAAAGGUCAUUUCCCAGACCCUGUCCCCAACCUGGAACCAGAUGCUGCUGUUCAAUGACGUGGUGCUGCACGGAGACGAGAAGGAGCUGGCAGAGUCCCCGCCCUUAGUGGUGGUGGAACUGUACGACAGCGAUGCGGUGGGGAAGCCAGAAUACUUGGGUGCCACGGUGGCUGCUCCCAUGGUGAAGUUAGCUGACCAGGACUAUGAGCCACCCAGCCUGUGCUAUCACCCUGUCUUUUGUGGGAACCUCUCUGGAGGGGACCUCCUCGCCACAUUUGAACUGCUGCAGGUCCCUUCAUCUGGGCUGCAAGGGCUCCCUGCCGUGGAUCCACCAGACGUCGCCCAGAUCUACCCUGUUCCUGCCAACAUCCGGCCAGUGCUGAGUAAAUACCGAGUGGAGGUGCUCUUCUGGGGAGUUCGGGAAAUGAAGAAGGUGCAGCUCCUCUCGGUGGAUCGGCCGCAGGCUCUCAUUGAGUGCGGGGGACGAGGAGUGAAGUCCUGCGUGAUCCAGAGCUACAAGAACAACCCCAACUUCAACAUCCAGGCAGACUCCUUUGAAGUGGAGCUGCCGGAGAACGAGCUUCUGCACCCGCCCCUGAGCAUCUGCGUGGUGGACUGGAGAGCUUUUGGGAGGAGCACCCUUGUGGGCACCUACACCAUCAACUGCUUGAAGCAGUUUCUGUGUAAAUCCAGAGAGCCCCCUGCCCUCAUCUCACAGGUGGAUGGAACCCAGCUGGGGCAAGAUUCGGCAAUAGCCACUGAGCCCUCUGAGCCUCUCAGCUCCUCCCAGGACCCCCCAGAAAACCACAUAUAUGUGGAUGUUGAGCCGCCACCCACAGUGGUACCUGACUCUGCCCAAGCUCAGCCGGCCAGCAUCAUUGACAUUCCCGACUCAUCUCCUAUGCUGGAGCCUGAACACAAGCCUGCAGCCCCGGAGCCACCAAACGAUGGAAAAGUCAAGGACGCCAGGAAGCCUUCUCGGAGGUCCACUAAAAGAAGAAAGAGGACCAUUGCGGAUGAAUCUGCUGAAAAUGUCAUUGACUGGUGGUCUAAGUAUUAUGCCUCCCUGAAGAAAGCACAGAAGGCAAAGGAGAGCAAUCCCAAGGAGAAAAAAGGUAACACAGAGGCAAAGCCAGAUGAGGUAGUGGUAGAUAUAGAAGACGGCCCGAAGAAGAAGAAAGACAAGAUGCUCAAGAAGAAACCCAAAGACGAUGGGAUCCCCAACCUGGCCGUCUUGCAGAUAUACGAUGGUGAUCUCGAGAGUGAAUUCAACAAUUUUGAAGACUGGGUGAAAACCUUUGAGCUCUUCAGAGGCAAGUCUACAGAGGAUGACCAUGGUCUUGAUGGAGACCGAGUCAUAGGGAAGUUUAAGGGCUCCUUCUGCAUCUACAAAAGCCCCGAGGACUUUAGCUCCGAAGACAGCGGGCAGCUGAGAAUACAGCAAGGGAUUCCGCCCAACCACCCCGUCAAAGUCCUGAUCAGGGUGUACAUUGUCGCGGCAUUUAAUCUUAGCCCAGCUGAUCCAGAUGGAAAAUCAGAUCCCUACAUUGUGAUCAGGAUUGGCAAAACAGAAAUCAAAGACCGGGACAAAUACAUCCCCAAACAACUGAACCCAGUAUUUGGAAGGUCAUUUGAGAUCCAAGCCACAUUCCCAAAGGAGUCCAUGCUGUCUGUCCUGAUCUACGACCAUGAUAUGAUUGGGACAGACGACCUCAUUGGCGAGACCAAGAUUGACCUAGAGAACCGCUUCUACAGCAAACACCGAGCCAUCUGUGGCUUGCAGAGCCAGUAUGAAAUAGAAGGAUACAAUGCCUGGAGAGAUACAUCCAAACCCACCGAAAUCCUCACAAAGCUCUGCAAAGACAACAAGCUGGAUGGACCCUACUUUCACCCUGGGAAAAUACAGAUUGGAAACCAGGUCUUUUCUGGAAAAACUGUCUUCACUGAAGAGGACACUGAUGAGACAGUGGAGUCCUAUGAGCACUUGGCCCUCAGGGUUUUACGCUCUUGGCAGGAUAUCCCAAAAGUCGGGUGUAGGCUGGUUCCUGAGCACAUAGAAACUCGGGCGCUGUACCACAAGGAUAAGCCAGGAAUGGAGCAGGGCCGUCUGCAGAUGUGGGUGGAUAUGUUUCCCAAGGAUAUGCCUCAGCCUGGACCUCCUGUUGACAUUUCACCAAGACGACCCAAAGGGUACGAAUUGAGGGUGACUAUCUGGAACACUGAAGAUGUCAUUUUAGAGGAUGAGAAUAUCUUCACAGGCCAAAAAUCGAGUGAUAUUUAUGUUAAAGGGUGGAUAAAGGGGCUGGAAGACGACAAGCAGGAGACAGACGUGCAUUACAACUCCCUGACCGGAGAGGGCAACUUCAACUGGCGCUUCCUGUUUCCGUUCCAGUAUCUCCCAGCCGAGAAGCAAAUGGUCAUCACCAAGAGGGAGAACAUCUUUUCCUUAGAGAAGAUGGAGUGUAAGACUCCCGCUGUGCUGGUGCUCCAGGUUUGGGAUUUUGAAAGGCUGUCCUCAGAUGACUUCCUGGGCUCCCUGGAAAUGAACCUCAAUAGUUUCCCUCGAGCAGCCAAGUCUGCCAAAGCCUGUGAUCUCAGCAAGUUUGAAAAUGCAAGUGAGGAGAACAAGAUCUCUAUAUUCCAGCAAAAGCGUGUGCGUGGCUGGUGGCCUUUUGCUAAAAGCAAAGAACUCACAGGAAAAGUUGAAGCUGAGUUCCACCUGGUCACAGCAGAAGAAGCGGAGAAAAACCCUGUCGGAAAAGCCCGAAAGGAGCCGGAGCCCCUGGCCAAGCCCAACCGCCCAGACACCUCCUUCUCCUGGUUUGUGAGCCCCUUCAAGUGCCUGUACUACCUCAUCUGGAGGAAUUACAAGAAGUACAUCAUCAUCGCUUUCAUUCUGAUCAUUCUCAUCGUCUUCCUGGUCCUUUUCAUCUACACCUUGCCGGGAGCCAUCAGCCAAAGGAUUGUGGUGGGCUCAUAGAGGAUCGCGGGGACCUAGGCCCUCCCUCAGCACUGAUCUCCUCCUCUUCCUCAUCGACAAACAUCUGAGAGCACGUGCUGUGCAGGCACUGUGCUGAGUGCUAAGCAGCAGAAGCAAAGCGCCCAGGAACCAGUCCUUAUGUCUGCGGACAGAUUGGCUCUUCUUGGAGGAGCCAGAAAAGAAAUAUUCCCUCCCUACACCAACCCCUGCUUCUGUCUUUCAAACUUAUGAGCCUUAAGUCAUGUUUUUGCCAUGGGCAGCAUGAAAUGAUGACUCUCUUAACUCAGGGUAAUCAACGGUGACCUCAAAUUGACUUAGAUGAAUAUUUUCUUUAUGUAAUUGGUUGUAUUCUGAGAAGUUUCAUUGUGGGUUUGAGAUUUUAUUAGAAGUAUUUUAUUUUAAACAAAAUUUUACAAUAAAUAGGCUGAAAACAUUAUAGCAGAUUACUAGGUAUUUAACCUGUUCUGUAUAUCCUAACCCUGUUUAAUUCUUACAGUUUAUAGAAAUGUGUUUAUUUAUUCAGGCUGUGAAACCCAUUUGGAGAACACUUCAUAUAAAUCAUCUAAAAGACUUCAUUGUUGAAAUUCCCAUCUAGAGAAAAGAUGUUCCUGGUUUUCAAUUAAAGUCAACAUGUGUAGAACAUGUUUAGUAGUAGCAGUGAGUCCUGGAGAAAUCCAUUUUGAUUUAUGCACUAUGGCAAUUUCCAAGUGGGAAUUUUACAAUAUGUUGUAAGAUAUAUGAAAUAUAAUUGUGUGUAUGUGUGUAUGGGUUAGCAGGCGCUCCAUGCUCCUGUAGGAAUUCUCUUUUGCCAGAUACCCAGGCAUUGUCAUAGACCAUGACAUGAAUGACCAUCCCUAGCACUGUUCAGCACUUAGCCUGACCACCAUAUGUGGCAGGUUUCAUCAUGAAUCUCAAGCACACGUUAAUUUCAAAACCAGUGUUAGAAAUAAUACCUUAUGUACUUGUCAUGUGGGGUCAGUUUUUCUUGAAAGUAAACCUCUGAUCUUCAAAACACAGUCUAGAUCUGCCACCCUUCUUAAAAGCAGGGAGUUGAAGUGAGGGGCAGGUUUUUCUCAGAUAUAAGGAAACAAAGGAAUUGGAAUGGUUGGCCUCAAUUCCUAUGCAGAAUUCUGGCCUCAUACACAAAUAAAUAGGGCAGCCAUUUCUUCUUUCUGUCAUUGGACCCAUCUGGUGGUGCUGAGAACCUGGGCUGGUGCUCCUUUCUAGACACCAGAAGCACCAGGCUACUGUUUUGUUUUGCUUUGUUUUUUGGUAGCUUUGCACAGUUUUAACUCUUCUAAAGGGAAGGAUGUUUACUUCUACAUAGAAAGUCAUUUUAGAAUGUUCGUGAUCCAUCAAAGAAAGACUGAAGACUGUUCUGUGUGAUUUUAGACUUAAGCAUUGUUCACUGAAUUCUAGCCCUCGAAGCUCACUCCCUAGAAACCCACAUGCCCUAUUUUCCUGAGACGCUGAAAAAUAGAGCAUUUCCUGCAUUGGCAACGUUUCUUAGUGGGAGUGAUUACAUAAACUGUAGUUCAUUCUUACUGUGCAAUAAUGCACAGCCAUCGCUAAUGAUGCAGCUGAAAAUACUUGAUGGCAUGGAACACAUACAUUGAGUGCAUUGCAAGUGCAAAAAUAUAUAUGGGUUAGGAAACUAUAUAGUACAGCUUGCUGUAAAAAGAAAAUAUAUAUACGUGCAUAGAAAAAAAUAUC